AGACGAUGGACAAAAUUGUGGAUCCCAAUCUCCCAAGUUUGAAGAAUUUCGGGGAAACCUCCAAAGUCAAACGACCUGGACCAAGGUUAAAGGGAAAUUUUUGGGAAAUAGUUGAGGAUUUUCUCAGACCUGGGGAAAAUUUGAGGUUUCGGUGCCAUUCUCCCGAAAUUUCCUCAAAGUUCACUAUAGCGGCUUCCCCAAAAUUCACCGAAAGUUGUUCAAACGUUUCCCAGAUUUGGGAGCUCGGGAUGGUCUGCGUUAUCUGUGUUAUUAUGAUUUACUUGGACGCCUUAAACUAUAUACAUUAGUAUUGAUUCAUUAUAUCAUAAAUAUUAAGUUCGUUUAUUAUUUUCUCUACCUUUUUCCUACCUACGACCAAUUAUUUGAGAGGGAUUCUCAAAACGUUUAGGAACAACGAAUGAUUUACGUCUUACGUUUCUAUUUCGACAAGAGGUCCUGGAUUACUGGGAUUCUCCACUAGAAUACGUACUAUCAAUACCUAUGUUUGAUAAGAAAAAAUAAGAUCAACUCAUCACAAUAUUACAAAGGGCAAGGAUUAACAUAAGCCACCUGACCUUGUAUUUUCACAAUUGAAUAUAAAUGUAAAAUUUUAGACGUUUCGAACUUCAUGUUUGAAUUUAAAUUCUAUGAGAACAGUGAUGACAAAGAAUUCAAGCGACAUGACACUGUGACGUAUUCUAACUUAGUUCAAUCAUUCACUUUAAGUGAUGGUUACAGAGAUGUUUUAAAUUUGCGCACAGAUUUUCAUGCAAUCGCAAACGGUUCAAAACUGUGGUACAUUGCUGAAUCUGUUCUCGAUGAUUAUCUACGCAAACUGCCCAAAAGUGAACUCAAUGUAUUCGACGCUGUUCACGCACGUGAGGAUGUCAAACCUGGCUUCAUUGAAGGUGGUUUUACUCUGUGGGAUGGCAGCAAGGAUCUCGUCGAUUACAUAUCAAAAUAUUUAUCGGAAAGAAUGUGUGAAAAAAACGUCUUAGAACUAGGUUGUGGUUGUGGACUACCAGGUAUAUUCGCUAUCAAGGCUGGUGCCCGCUUAGUUAGGUUCCAAGAUUACAAUUCCGAAGUUUUAAAGUGCUGGACUAUUCCUAACAUCAUCAUUAAUUCAGGAUCUCAAAAUGAUGCUGAUAGCCACAAUGAACACACUCAGUUGGAAUUCUACAGCGGGGACUGGUUUCAUCUUUCAAAGCUUUGGCAGUCAAGCGCCAAUGUGAAGUUUGACUAUAUCUUUACUAGUGAAACAAUUUACCGCACAGACCUAUAUGAAAGAUUGCACAACAUACUUGAAACUAGUCUAUGUCAAUCUGGGAUCGUUUUGUUAGCUUGUAAAGCUUCUUACGGACCUGGAGGUAACAUUUUUGACUGGUUAACUUAUGUCGAGAAUUUAGGCGUGUUUCAGACAACUACUUUCAAAUUGACAACUUCUGGGGUAAUGCGAUACAUCGUGAAAAUGAUCAGAGCUUAAUUUGUUUCGAUCAACUUGUUUUGUAUAUUCUUUUUGUUCCGACUUGAUAAAUAAGAUAACAGUUGACCGU
Molecule: messenger RNA, 1553 nt
Organism: Schistosoma intercalatum
Lineage: Eukaryota; Metazoa; Platyhelminthes; Trematoda; Strigeidida; Schistosomatidae
Source: the annotation of a GenBank genome assembly